Lytechinus variegatus (green sea urchin) is the source of this 2258-nucleotide messenger RNA. RefSeq names its product sodium-coupled neutral amino acid transporter 9 homolog (gene slc38a9). NCBI's taxonomy places the organism in Eukaryota, Metazoa, Echinodermata, Echinoidea, Temnopleuroida, Toxopneustidae. Gene Ontology annotation, biological process: amino acid transmembrane transport. Gene Ontology annotation, molecular function: amino acid transmembrane transporter activity. The coding region runs from base 116 to 1855 and encodes 579 amino acids. The record is from RefSeq and is a predicted model, not a curated record. The transcript is spliced from 14 exons.
AGUCGUCAAACCAAGACGAAGACGAGAAGUCCAAAUCAAGGGAGAAAUGUUUGAUAAAUAAAUCGGAAUAUUGCCGUGUCUUAUUGAUUCUGGUUGUAUUUUCAAACAAGGAAGGAUGUCUUUUAGAUCAGGUACUCCGAGGGAUAAUGAAACCGGCGAGAAGGCACCUCUUUUAAAUGGAACAGAAGGUAGAAAAGGAAGUGUGAGUUUACUACGAGAGAGUCCCAUCUCUGGGAGUAGUAAUCUCAGUGGAGCUAGUUUGACUGGGAUAGAGAAGAAAAGAAGGAAACCGUUCCACCACACGUCACGGUCGUCGAUCUCUCAGCAAGGCAACAUACAAGCUCAGGAACCAGAGGAAGAAAGAGUAGCUGCUACUUACCAAAGAUAUCGCUACUACAGCAGGCUGGGACAAAAUAAUACUGACCAUUUUAGAAUCCCAGAUCAUGUGCUUCCUUCUGAUUUGUUUGUUCUCAUCGUUCCUUUCAACCUUGUAAAGAAAGAUCCCGGUGCUAAACAGAGUAGCAUAGUUACAAUAUUCUCAAUAUGGAAUACAAUGAUGGGUACAUCACUACUCAGCAUGCCAUGGGCCUUACAGCAAGCUGGCUUUGCAAUGGGUCUAGCUCUAAUGCUGACCAUGGCUGCACUGGCUAUGUAUACGUGCUACAGGGUCAUCCAGUCUGUCGAGAGACUUGAAUCGUCAGGUAAACUGAUAGAGUUUUCUGAUGUGUGCCGGGAUUACCUUGGUAGAUGGGGAGAGUACAUCAGUGUCUUCUUCUCCCUCUCAGCUCUCCUUGGAGCCAUGAUUGUCUACUGGGUCCUCAUGUCAAACUUCUUGUACAGUACUGUUACAUUUAUAUUUGAGGAGAUUAAAAAUGUAGUACCUACAUCAAAUGGCACAAACCACUGCCCAGGCUACCCUUCAGUGCUCUGUCCCGGCCACCACAUUAAUGACACGGGACACCUCGCGCUUGGAGAAAUCGAAGACAAACCAUCCAAUUUUACACCAUCAGAAGUGAUAUUAUUUCACAAAGUCUGGACAGAGACUGGAACGGUGCCUCUUUUUCUCUGUAUUCUUAUCAUACCUCUCAUUCACAUAAAGUCACCAACGUUCUUUACUAAAUUCAAUUCACUUGGAACAUUGUCUGUAGCUUUCCUACUUGUAUAUAUCUGUGUUACAGCCAGCCAUUGGAAAAUCAAUGUCAAUUUUGAUUCUUCUGAUCACCAGAAUUAUGUAGAAUUGUUUAGCUGGAACUUUCCUGCGCUGAGUGGGAUAUUAGCAUUGGGAUAUUUCAUUCACAACUGCGUCUCGUCGAUUUUAAGGAAUCAGAGUCGGCCUGAGAACAACGGUCGUGACCUAACAAUAGCUUACUGCCUUGUGGCAGGAACCUACACCUUUGUGGCUGUUUUAUUCUACAUAACUUUUCCCUGCCAAAAGUUCUGCAUUUCAGAUAAUUUCUUGAAGAACUUCAAGCAAGGGGAUGUCUUUGCCUUCACAGCCAGGCUGUUCCUGCUGUUCCAGAUGGUGACCCUCUUCCCUCUGUUAGUUUACAUCACCAGGGUCCAGCUGAUGGAUCAGCUCUUUGGCAAUGCUUAUCCAAGCUGGAAGCACAUGGUAGUAUAUAAUCUCAUCCUGGUGUGCAUAUGUUGUCUCUUUGCUAUCUUUAUGCCUCACAUUGGAAAUAUUAUCAGGUACUCAGGGGCAUUCUGUGGCAUGGCCUACGUUUUCACUCUCCCAGUGGUCGUUUAUCUUCUGUAUACCAAGAGACAGGGUAACCUACGCUGGUAUCACAUAGCAUUCCAUUCUCUCUUUGUUGUCGUCGGGGUUGCCAAUUUCAUCUCUCAAUUUCUUGUUUAAGAUAUUUGUGUACUUCCCAGAGGAGUUUAAUCUAUGAAGUUAAGUCGACACGUAUGUACUUAAAUUGGUAGCAUGAGAAAAGUAAUCUAUUGACUUGAUUUUUGUCACAUGUGUGUACAUGUAAUGUACAGGUAAAAGAAAACAGACUUAUUCCCUUCUCUUUAUCACUUUAAUGAGAAGUGCAGGAAAUCAAGUGCUGUUGGAGUGCCACAAGGUUGCAUACUUGCGCUUAGUUUCUUUUAGAGCAUCACAUACCACUGCAGCACAGCAUUAAAGGGAAAUGAAACCUAUGGAGCAAGUAGGCCUGUGUCGAAAUAGAAAAAUCAUAGAAUAAGAACAAACCAAGUUUCAGAAAAAUCAGACAAAUAAUGAGAAAGUUAUGAGCAUUUGAAUAUUGCAAUCA